Trypanosoma brucei brucei TREU927 is the source of this 1482-nucleotide messenger RNA. Its product is annotated as succinyl-coA:3-ketoacid-coenzyme A transferase mitochondrial precursor. The record is from RefSeq and is a predicted model, not a curated record. NCBI's taxonomy places the organism in Eukaryota, Euglenozoa, Kinetoplastea, Trypanosomatida, Trypanosomatidae. The transcript has a single exon. Gene Ontology annotation, molecular function: succinyl-CoA:3-oxo-acid CoA-transferase activity. Gene Ontology annotation, biological process: ketone body catabolic process. The coding region runs from base 1 to 1482 and encodes 493 amino acids.
AUGCUCCGCCGAACAAAUUUUUUCAGAAUCGGGCUUGAUAAGGUGAUGUCGCUGUCAAGUGCGGUGCAGGAUAUAAAAAAUGGUGCGACACUUGCCGUUGGUGGGUUUGGAACAGGCGGAAUGCCGCAUGCCAUAAUGCAAGAGAUCAAAAAGAUGGGCGUGCGAGACCUCAUUAUUUAUAGUGACGGUGCCGGUGUUGACGGAUACGGUAUAGGGGUUCUCUUCGAAAACAAACAAAUCAACAAGAUGAUCGUAAGUUACGUUGGAAACAACAAAAUAUUCGCGAGGCAAUACCUGGAAGGUGAUGUGGAGCUGGAAUUCUGCCCCCAAGGAAGUCUUGCUGAGCGCAUGCGUGCAGGUGGUGCAGGCAUCCCCGCAUUUUACACCCCAACCGCCGUUGGUACAGUACUGCAAACUGGAGGGCAGAUUACAAAGUACGAUAAAAAUGGAGGUGUCUUGAAGGAAUCCACCCCACGCGAGACUCGCUUCUUUGGCGGUCGUCUCUACUGCUUGGAAAAUGCAAUUAAGACAGACUUUUCUAUCGUCAAAGCGUGGAAGGGGGACCGCUGCGGCAACCUUGUCUUUCGCGGUACGGCACGCAACUUCAAUGUUCCCGUGGGACAGUGUGGCCAAACGGUCAUCGCGGAGGUGGAAAACCUCGUAGAGAACGGCGAUAUUGAUCCCGAUGAGGUUCACCUUCCGGGUGUAUAUGUUGAUCGUGUUGUGGUUCCAGAACGGUACCAGACGUUGAUUGAACACCGCACUGUGACAAGACAUGACGGAGCGGGCAACAAACCAACCAAAGCAUCCACACGUGGCGAGGAGGUGCGUCAGCGUAUCGCCCGCCGUGCCGCCCUCGAAUUUGCCAACGGAAUGUACGUCAAUCUCGGUAUCGGCAUCCCAACGGAGUCAUCCAAUUACAUUCCUGCUGGCGUUAACGUUGUGCUGCAAUCGGAAAAUGGACUCAUUGGCAUGGGACCUUUUCCAACAGAGGAUAAAGUGGAUGCUGACUGGAUCAAUGCUGGAAAGCAAACCAUUUCACAUCUCGCGGGCUCCGCCCUCUUCGACAGCGCCACAUCCUUUGCGAUGAUACGCGGUGGUCACAUGGACCUUACGAUGCUUGGCGCAUUAGAGGUGGCUGCCAACGGUGAUCUCGCCAACUUCAUGAUUCCUGGUAAACUCGUCAAGGGUCCUGGCGGUGCUAUGGAUCUUGUUUCAUGUGGCACGCGUGUUGUUGUGACGACAACACAUUGCAGCAAGAAUGGGGAUCCCAAGAUUGUCGAACGCUGCCGUCUUCCCGUUACGGGAAAACACUGCGUUUGCCGCAUCAUUACCGAAUAUGCUGUAUUUGAUGUCGUUGACGGUCGUUUGGUGCUGAAAGAAAUUGCGGAAGAUACAACUGUAGACCAGGUGAAGAAGCUGACAGGUGUUGGAUUUGAUGCAGAUAAUGUGAUAACGAUGCCAUUGGCGCCCCUCACGUAG